AUGCUAUUCUUUUGUGUUAUUUCGCUUGUAGUGUGCUCAAGGAUUCAAAAGAUACUGAGGCCCGGAGUCAAGGAGGUGUACUGGGCCAUUCUUGACAACGAGGAUGUGGAGCUUAACAUCCAGUUGAACCAAUACUCGGACAUGCCUGUGUACUACAAAGUGAUCAAGCCUGGAGAGGUCGAGGAAGACAGCGGGAUCGGAGAAGAGCUUGUAGAGGGUGUUGAUUUAAGAUAUACCACACCCGGGGCUUACAAGAUCGAGGUCUACAACGACGGGUCUGAGAAGGCUUCCAUAAGCGUUUACACCGAUGUCAUGUCCUCCGGGGAUGUUGACAACGAUAACCUGGCGAUUAAGAACCUGUUUCUUGAUCUAGAAGCCAAGCUCAUGUCUCUGUACAGAACGAAUACACGGCUGAAAACAAUCCAGGAAAACAACAUUGCAGAGGCCAAGAGAAUCCGGAACGGAUUAUACAUAAUGUUUGCAAUCCCGAUCAUGUAUGUCAUCAUAGGACUUGCUAAGCUGCAUACAACAAAGGCGAUGUUUGCUCCGAAGAAAGGAUCCCGAAUUUAA
Messenger RNA from Encephalitozoon romaleae SJ-2008, 570 nucleotides. Its product is annotated as putative vesicle transport V-snare protein. The transcript has a single exon. NCBI's taxonomy places the organism in Eukaryota, Fungi, Microsporidia, Unikaryonidae. Bases 1 to 570 code for a protein of 189 amino acids. The record is from RefSeq and is a predicted model, not a curated record.